Molecule: messenger RNA, 2987 nt
Organism: Balaenoptera acutorostrata (minke whale)
Lineage: Eukaryota; Metazoa; Chordata; Mammalia; Artiodactyla; Balaenopteridae
Gene: BMP6
Product: bone morphogenetic protein 6
Exons: 7
Coding region: 857-2341 (494 amino acids)
Biological process (GO): SMAD protein signal transduction
Cellular component (GO): extracellular region
Molecular function (GO): growth factor activity; cytokine activity
Source: RefSeq, a predicted model, not a curated record
CACCAGAAAGCCCACGUUGGCCGCUGCGGGGAGCGCGGCUCCGAGAGGCGGGAGCCUGCGAAUUCCGGCGCCGACGCCGCCGCUCCGCGCACGGGUCCGCUUCCCUCCCAUCCCUUCUGAGAGCGGGGUUUGCAGGGCAGCCGAACGAGCACGGAACGGAAAGCAAGAGCCUCACCGCCUCCGCUUGGGGAGUGGAACGGCGCGCCGAGAUCUUGAGGGGGAGCGACAGUGCCGUGCCCGAGGGCGGAGGGGGCGCGGAGUUCGUGAGACGGAGAAGGAAGUGUAAGCCUCGCGGAGAAGGUGGGCAUCUCGGGACGCCUGGUCCGCCACGGCCGGGGCCCUGCGGCGGGGUAAACUUCACGGCAGCCGUGCAAGCCGGGGAGAGGCGUGCGCGGGGAUGAUGCCGGGCACCCUCCCCAGCUGGUGAGCGGCCCCGCCGUCCGUCCAGCCGCCCCGGAGGGCGCAAGGCAGCGCACGUGCGCGGGCAGCCGGACCCCGGAGGGACUGCGCCGUGACCCGCCCAGGAGCCAGGGCGCCGGCUGCCGCGCGGCCCCGACUCGGACGCACCUGGCCCGGAGCUUGCGCCUCCGGGGACCUGCGCGGGAGCGUGGGGCUCCCCCCCUGCCCCUCCAGCGGCCCUCCCGGCGAUCGCCCCCUUCGCCUCCCCUCCAGCCUGGGCAACUGCGGGCGCCCCAGACGACCAUGAGCCAUACGGACUGAGCGCCAGGAAGGGGAAGCGAGCCCGCCGAGAGGUGGCGGGGCUCCUCACGCCCAAGGGCCACCGCGGCCGCGCUCCGGCCUCGCUCCGCCGCUCCACGCCUCGCGGGGCCCGCGGGGCCAGCUCGGCCCGGCGGGGAUGCUGGGGCGGAGGGCGCCGUGGCUGUGCUGGUGGUGGGGACUGCUCUGCGGCUGCUGCGGGCCCCCGUCCCUGCCCGCCGCCGGGGGCGCGCUGCUGGGGGACGGCGGGCGCCCCGGCCCCGCGGAGCCGCCGCCGCCGCCGUCGCCGCAGACCUCCUCCUCGGGCUUCCUCUACCGGAGGCUCAAGACGCACGAGAAGCGGGAGAUGCAGAAGGAGAUCCUCGCCGUGCUGGGCCUCCCGCACCGGCCCCGGCCCCUGCACGGCCUCCAGCAGCCGCAGCCCCCUGCGCUCCCGCCGCCCCCGCCGCCGCCGCAGCAGCCUCGCGGGGAGCCCCCGCCCGGGCGGCUGAAGUCCGCGCCCCUCUUCAUGCUGGACCUGUACAACGCCCUGUCCGCCGCUGACGACGAGGACGGGGCUUCCGACGAGGAGAGGCGGCGGCCCGGGCCGCGCGGAGGGGCCGGCUCGUCCCAGCCCCGGCAGGCGGCCCUCGGCAGCAGGAGCGUCCUGGCCCCCGGACCCGGCGGCGGCGCGUCUCCACUGACCAGCGCGCAGGACAGCGCCUUCCUCAACGACGCCGACAUGGUCAUGAGCUUCGUGAACCUGGUGGAGGACGACAAGGAGUUCUCCCCUCGCCAGCGACACCACAAAGAGUUCAAGUUCAACCUAUCCCAGAUUCCUGAGGGUGAGGCGGUGACGGCUGCAGAGUUCCGAAUCUACAAGGACUGUGUUGUCGGGAGUUUUAAAAACCAAACUUUUCUUGUCGGCAUUUACCAAGUCUUACAAGAGCAGCAGCACAGAGACUCUGACCUGUUUCUGUUGGACACCCGCGCCGUGUGGGCCUCGGAAGAAGGCUGGCUGGAAUUUGACAUCACAGCCACCAGCAACCUGUGGGUCCUGACCCCGCAGCACAACAUGGGGCUGCAGCUGAGUGUGGUCACGCGGGACGGGCUCGACAUCAACCCCCGAGCCGCCGGCCUGGUGGGCAGGGACGGCCCCUACGACAAGCAGCCCUUCAUGGUGGCCUUCUUCAAGGCCAGCGAGGUCCGCGUGCGCAGCGCCCGCUCGGCCGCCGGCCGCCGGCGACAGCAGGGCCGCAGCCGCUCCGCCCCGGCCCAGGACGUGUCGCGGGCCUCCAGCGCCUCAGAUUACAACAGCAGCGAACUGAAAACAGCCUGCAGGAAGCACGAGCUCUACGUGAGCUUCCAAGACCUGGGGUGGCAGGACUGGAUCAUUGCACCCAAGGGUUACGCUGCCAACUACUGUGAUGGAGAAUGCUCCUUCCCUCUCAACGCGCACAUGAACGCCACCAACCAUGCCAUCGUGCAGACCCUGGUCCACCUUAUGAAUCCCGAGUACGUCCCCAAACCGUGCUGUGCGCCAACGAAACUGAAUGCCAUCUCAGUGCUUUACUUUGAUGACAACUCCAACGUCAUCCUGAAAAAAUACAGGAACAUGGUCGUCAGAGCUUGUGGGUGCCACUGACUCAGGACGAGCUGCUGGGGACACAUGCACUGCCUUGGACUCCUGCAUCACAUCUGCCUUAAAAGGCACCCGGAAGCACCGAGAAAGCGGGAUAAGACGCCAACACCAUCUCUUGCUGGCUGCUGCCUUUCCACCCUAACAGACAUCUUAAAGGACCUCGUCCGUAACCUGCUCACGUAGUAAAUGUCGUGAGUAGUUGUCGGUCUCUAGGAAGCUGAGUUUGAGUGUCUGUAGUAUGAAGUCUGGUGACUGAAGAAACCUAACUUUGAACGUUCCCCUCUGCCCCCCAAACCCACCCAAAUUAUUUUGCUUUAGAUCAAGCUCUUCGUGGUUUUAUUAAGUAAAUAGGGAAGAUAAUCUUAAAGUAAAAUUCUUCUUGGCUCAGAUAUCAGCGGGCUCAGUAGUUGCUCACAGGUAGAUUUUGCAGAUAACGGGAAUGGGGGAAGAACGUCUCUGUUCAGCUCUCCUCCCAGGGAGGUCGGUUUCUCAGGUGGGAUCAACAGCCCGGGAGGGAGCUGGGCGGCCCGCAAGUGCCUUUUGUCUCAGUCGUGCUGUUACAUGUUUGUGCGGGCGUUUUGUCCGUGUGAAAAUAGCCUUAUUUCAGUUCAACCACAUCACUUCCACUGCCCCCCACCCCGCCCCGCCC